This is a messenger RNA of Anneissia japonica, 2565 nucleotides long. Its product is annotated as ubiquitin-conjugating enzyme E2 R2-like. The record is from RefSeq and is a predicted model, not a curated record. The transcript is spliced from 5 exons. Gene Ontology annotation, molecular function: ubiquitin conjugating enzyme activity. NCBI's taxonomy places the organism in Eukaryota, Metazoa, Echinodermata, Crinoidea, Comatulida, Comatulidae. The coding region runs from base 191 to 925 and encodes 244 amino acids. Gene Ontology annotation, biological process: ubiquitin-dependent protein catabolic process; protein polyubiquitination.
ACUGCACAGAGUAAUCGCCAUCUUGCGUCUCAAACAAAAACAGUGAACUGGUGGAGCAGGAUAGUCAGUAGAAAUCUGUCAGAAAUUGGAACGUUUUUACAAUUUUUAGUUACCCAGUUUAUGUUAAUUGAUUAAAAAGGAAUAAGGCCAUCGUAUUAUUAUCACCUUCAGGACUUUUGAUCGUCCAUUGAUGGCAGGGACGACCACAAGCGCUAGCGCUUUGCGAGCGCUAAGCCUGGAGUACAGGAAACUUCAGGAGGAACCAGUGGAAGGUUUCAGUGUGAAAUUGGCCGACGAGAGCAAUCUUUUUAUAUGGAACGUGGUAAUCUUUGGUCCUCCAGAUACGCUAUAUGAGGGUGGAUAUUUUAAGGCAAUGAUGGCAUUUCCUCCAGGCUACCCAUACCACCCUCCAACAUUUAAGUUCCUUACAAAAAUGUGGCAUCCCAAUAUAUACGAGACGGGGGAUGUCUGCAUAUCAAUUCUCCACCCUCCAGUAGAUGACCCACAAAGUGGCGAGUUGCCAUCCGAAAGGUGGAACCCCACACAAAGUGUCAGGACAAUCUUGCUUAGCGUAAUCUCUCUUCUGAAUGAGCCAAACACAUUUUCGCCUGCAAAUGUUGAUGCCUCAGUAAUGUACAGAAAGUGGAAGGAAACUAAAGGAAAAGACGACAAAUAUCGGAAGAUUAUCGAAAAACAGGUGAAUUCCAGUCGAGAAGAUGCGAAAAAAGAUGGCGUAAAGGUUCCAACGACUUUGCAAGAAUACUGCAUCAAACCAAAGGUUCAACCACAAUCACACAGCUCAACAGAUUUUGCCGACAUCUACUACGACGAGUACGAUCUAGAGGAUGACGAGGAAGAGGACGAAGAGGAGGAUGAUGAAGUGUACUUUGAUGAUGAGGAUGACUCCGGCAAUGGGGAAUCGUGAUAGUAUCCGUGGCAAAUUGAUGUCAAUCACUUUCCUCUUUGGCCGUACAGACAUUUUUUUUGUGCAAAUAUGAACAUAUUUAUAGACAGAGACAUGGAUUUCUCUAAACUAUCCAUAUGUGUUCAAAGUUCAAUCUACCUUAAAUCAUGUCAUCUUUUGUGUACAGUCAUAAUGGUUGACAAUUUCAUCAUCUGUGAAUCAAAGGAGAAUAAACAAACUUGAACAUCUCUUGGUGUUGUCAUUUGCAAAUGGGAAGAUGAUAUGUGUAGAUUUCGGGAAUUGUUUUUAGGUAAUUAUUUUGUUUGUAAUUUGGUUAAGAGACGAUCUUGGUUAAAAAAAAACAACUUUAUAUUGUUUUUCCCCACUUUAUGUAAUCACCUUUAUGUAGUGAAGAAUUGUGAAAUAUAUAUGAAGCUACCUGAUUUUCAUUCUAUUCAUUUUCUUGGUGUAAAAUAGAAUUUAACAUACCUUUUGUCUACUUGAUUAAGCAACGCUUUUAAGUCUGGACAUUUUCUAUAUAGUUUUCCUUACCCCUGACCACCCCUGAGCUACAGUAGAUGAGUAGAUAAACGAAUGGAAAAUGCAACCUAAGAAUGUCUUUUGUGUUAACUCUAGAAAAAGUAAUCAUAUGUGAUUACUUAUACAAGUUACAUGUUGUCUCUUAUGAAUAAAUGAAAUUAGAAAAUUCAUCUAUUGAGAACGACAUAAGAACUUUUACCUGAUGGUCCAUUUUGAUUGUGACGAUGAUGGUUAUAAACCAAUAUUUUUCCAAAAGAUUAUGAAUGACUUCUCCUGAGUUGUUCGUCAUUUUACAGUGUACUUUUCUAGCGUCCAAAAUUGUGAAGCAAAAUACUAAUGUAUAAAAUAAUGUUGAUAUUUUUAAAUCGAUUUGGGGAAGUGCUCUUUGCUAAUUUGUAUUAUGCUAUUGCUUUGAAUACUGUAAUUUGUUUUCCUUGGCCGAUUACAUUCACUUUUCUAAGACUGUAUUCAACACAUUUUUGGUUUUCCAUGUUUUGAACAGGGAGAAAUUACAAUUCAUGAUUUAUUUGUUAACAGCAUUCAUUACUAGGUUAUCAUCUAACAAACCAAUUGGUUAAGUCUGUUAUUGAAAUGGGAUUAAACUGACUUAAUCUGGUAAAUACUAAAUGAACCUAUUUGAUCAAAUAAACCUAAUUAACUUCUGGAUUUCUGUCACUGAACAGCAUGUAAUACUAAGUUAACAGUUAAUAACUAACAUGAAUAAUCUGGCUAAGAGUGAGAUAUUGAAAUUAUUGUUCACAGAAAACAUUUAAUGUAUGGCCAAGUUAUCUACUAACUAGCAUAAGAGUGUGAUAUUAAAAAACAUGUUUAUGGUUGGGAAUAGGGCCUAAUAAUAGGUUUAUGACUUACCAGGUCAACAUGGAUAUAACAAAUUCAGUCAUUUACCAGGUUAGAGUCAGUUGAUAUGAGUUCACCCAAGUUAAGAAUUUGGUUAUUAGAUUUUCUUAGCCUGUUAACUACUCAGAGAUGUUAUGGGAUGGAAUCAAUCAUUUUCUUAUUGUUUAUAAAGUGUUAGGAUAUUAAAGCAAUGACCUCGAUUGUAUAAGAUGUCUUUAUUCUUCAUUCUUGUACUUUUCUUGAUUAAAAAUAUAAGAUUGUCA